AUAAAAAAACUUCCUUGGAUCAAUUUCUCUUCUAAUAUUUCAUUUUCUCAUCAGUCACACGACUCACUUGCAACAUGUAUAUUAAUGUUCUUGUAAUCAUCUUUUUCCUGCUCCUCUUAAUCAAACUGAUCAAACUGUUAUACUCACUUUUCUGGGUCCCUAAGAGAAUCCAGAAUCAUUUCUUGAAACAAUGUAUCGGAGGCCCUCGACACCGUCCGGUCAUCGGGAACUCUGUUGAAUUACGGAAAAUGAUCGGCGAAGCUCAAUCAAAAACUAUGCUAUUUACACAUGAUAUCCUUCAUAGGGUUUUACCUCACUAUCAUAUUUGGUCUAGUAUGUAUGGAAAUACGUAUCUUUAUUGGUUUGGUUCUUCACCAAGGUUGGCUUUAUCAGAUCCAGGUAUGAUCAAGGAAGUUUUAUUUAAUUCUAAUGGUUGUUUUGAUAGGGUCAAGUCCAACCCUUUAUCCAAACAGCUCUUUGGAGAGGGACUUGUUGGCUUGACAGGUGAAAAAUGGGUUACGCAUAGAAGGAUCACAAGUCAAGCCUUCACCAUGGAUAGAGUCAAGAGUUGGGUACCUGAUAUGGUAGCUAGCACGAAAGGCAUGCUAGAGAAAUGGGAAGAUAAUGCAAAAACAGAUAGGAAAGGCGAUGAGGGAUUCGAGAUUGACGUUCACACUGAGUUCCAUAAUCUAACUGCCGAUAUCAUCUCGCGUACUGCUUUCGGAAGUUGCUACGAGGAAGGGAAACAAAUAUUCAAACUACAAGAACAACAAAUGCACCUAGUUUCCUUGGCAAUAAGAAGUGUAUACAUUCCGGGUUUCAGGUUUUUACCUACAAAGAAGAACAGGAUGAGGCACAGAUUAAAUAAAGAAAUUCGAGAUUGGUUGCGUAAGCUAAUUGCAGCAAACCAUGAUACAAACGAAAAUUCGAAGAAUCUAUUGGGUUUAUUGAUGUCUGCUAGCAAGAACCAAGAAGGACAGGAAGAAAGUUUAGGUAUUGAUGAGGUUAUAGACGAAUGCAAGACAUUUUAUUUUGCAGGAAAGGAAACAACAGCGAAUCUAUUGACUUGGGCCUUUCUGCUUUUGGCGCUGCACCAGGAAUGGCAGAGCAAGGCGCGCCAAGAAAUCGACCUUGCGUUUGGAGAUAAUGGUAUUCCCACUGCAGAAAAUUUGUCUGAUCUCAAGAUAGUAGGAAUGAUCAUCAACGAAACAUUCAGAUUAUACCCACCUGCAGUGAUGUUAAUGAGACAAGCAUACAAGAAUGUUAAGCUGGGAAACCUUGACAUUCCAGCUGGAACACAACUCUUUCUGGCAAUGACAGCCGUCCACCAUGACAAACAGAUUUGGGGUGAAGAUGCAAAUGAAUUCAAUCCACUGAGAUUUUCGGAUACUAGAACACAGGGCGCAGGUUCAUUUUUUCCAUUUGGUUUAGGACCUAGAGUUUGUGUCGGUCAGAAUUUAGGUAUGGUUGAAGCCAAAGUUGCAUUAGCUAUGAUCAUUCGGCGAUUUUUAUUCACUGUUUCGCCAUCUUAUGUUCAUGCACCCAUCCAGUUUAUGACUCUACAACCUCAAUAUGGUGCUCAGGUUAUCUUCACAAGAAUUUGAGUUUCUUAGGGUUAUGUAAUUGAGGUGUUCACCAAACAAUAUACUGAUAUGUAUACUGUAUCUUUGUAAUAAAUUGAAAUGGCUGGACCUGGGAGGCUUCAAAAAUUGCAUUGAUUGGAGGCGUUCGUAUCGAAAAAAAAUAUUCCGUUGCCGGGACUUGAACCCGGGUCUCUCGGGUGAGAGCCGAGUAUCCUGACCACCUAGACUACAACGGAAGGUUGUGAUGGAUUUAGCAACUUGCGCACAUCAAUAUUGAAUACCAUACUAUGAAAGAAUGAAAAGAAUCAGAUUGAGAACUUACAAGACAAAUUCCAAACUCCCAUUUCCAUUUCCACAUACAUUAUACGAACCAAGGAACCAACAAAUUCUAAUCCAAGGAA
This is a messenger RNA of Papaver somniferum (opium poppy), 1984 nucleotides long. Its product is annotated as cytochrome P450 734A6-like. Lineage: Eukaryota; Viridiplantae; Streptophyta; Magnoliopsida; Ranunculales; Papaveraceae. The record is from RefSeq and is a predicted model, not a curated record. Gene Ontology annotation, molecular function: iron ion binding; oxidoreductase activity, acting on paired donors, with incorporation or reduction of molecular oxygen; monooxygenase activity. The coding region runs from base 75 to 1604 and encodes 509 amino acids. The transcript has 4 exons.